GCCGUGGUUGUGCAGAAAUUGAAGUGAGCGUUUUUAAUAACCCCUGAACAUCAAGAUGGAAUGACCAAAUUUUCGUUUCAACUUGAAAACGUGAUUUCUAAGAAAACACAGAACCGAGAUGUCUUACGAUAUAGGCUAGAUGUAUCGGUCGUGGCGUGGUGAGGCAAUCUGAUUUCGCGAUUUAAUCAAAGUUGUGAGGAUUUGAAUUCGUUGGCUUACAAAAAUGGUGUUACAAAUAACUCUUCUUGCUGAUGAAUUCAAGAAAUCAACCAAGGGUGGUCUGUCUACCUUGAAUAGACAGUUGGCUAUUCAACUUGCUAAAGUUUCAAGUGUAAGGGUUCGCAUGCUAAUGCCUAAAGUCACAGAGGAAGAUAGGAAAGAUGCUAAGAAAUAUAACAUAAACAUUAUUGAAACUUUGGAAUGUGUUGGCCUUGAACCAAUUUAUUGGUUAGGAUAUCCACCGGAAGGUUUUGAAACUGACAUUGUUAUAAGUCAUGACGUUAAGCUGGGAUGGCCUGGUUAUGUGAUAAGAAGAUCAUGUGGUGCAAAAUGGAUACAUGUUGUCCAUACAGAUGCUGAAGAGCUGGGAUUGGACAAAAACUAUAAGGGUGCAAUUUCACGAGGUCAAGACAAGCAGAAAAGUCAAACAAAACUGUGUGAAAUGGCAGACUUGGUGAUGACAGUUGGUCCAAAGCUAAAGAAUAGUGUGCCUGUUGGCUCUUGUCCUCCAGAAAAAGUCUUUAAUUUGACUCCUGGUCUUUUUCAAGAAUUUUACAUGCAACGCAAAGAAUUUGACAAGAGUGAACGAUUUGACAUCUUACUUUUUGGAAGGGGAGAUCCCGAAGAUUUUGAAAUCAAAGGGUUCCAAACUGCCUAUGAUGCAUUUAUCAAGUUAAAGAAGGAGGAUAAGACCUACAACUUGACAAUUGUUGGAGCCAUUGAAGGGACCCAGGAAGAUUUGAUAGCUAAGUUAAGAAACAGCCCUGAUGAUCCUAAGCCAUAUAUAAGAAGAUAUGAAGAGGACCGAGAAGAGUUGAAAAAGCUGUUUAUGGGGAUGGAUCUGGUGCUGAUGCCAUCAAAGACUGAAGGAUUUGGUUUAGCAGGGCUAGAGGCCCUGUCAGCGGGGGUACCCAUCCUUGUGUCAAGCAAUUGUGGCUUGGCAGAAGCCCUGGAGAAGAUUCCACAUGGUUCACAAUGCGUGGUUGAGUCAGAGGAUGACUGGGCCAGAGCUAUUAAGAAAGUGAGGCGGAGGGAUGAAGCAACCCGCAAUGCAGAAGCCAGUUCGAUUCGUGAAAAAUACAAUGAGAAGUACUCAUGGACUGACCAGCGUAAAGAACUUGUGAAAUAUAUGAAAAAAAUGUGUCCAGCUACUACACAAAAAUCAAAGAAGGAAAGAGAAGAAGCCAGUUCUGCAAAUGAUGGGGAGAACAGAGUGGAUGGUGUUCCAGAGAAGAGUGCUAAAACCCCACUGAAAAGGAAAGCACUAGCAAAUGUGACAAAUUCUGCUAGGAAAGAAGGCACCACUCCCAAACCUGCUUCGAAAAAGAGGAAAUCUAAAGACAAAAGCAACCUAGGUAAUGAAUCAGGAGGCACCACUCCAAAACCCACCUCAAAGAAGAGAAAAUCUAAAGACCAAAGCGACAUAGGUAAUGAAUCGGAAGGAGCCACUGAGGCAAUUAUGAUGAGCAAAGCAGUGGAGGUAGCUGGAGCUACUGAGAUAACCCUAGGUGCCGAGGAAGAUGAAUCACAAGGAAAUGAUGAGAGUGCAGUAGAGGAAGUCAGCGUGAAUCCAGCAGGUGCUUAUCAGAAACUGCAAGAAGAAGAAACAUCUGAAACAACUGUUACUGAGAAAGAAAGAGGGUCUAAUGGAUUGCAAUAUGAUUUUGAAGAAUUGCAAGCCCUGUCCUCUUGCAGCUCAUGAAGACUCUUCAUACACACUGAUAGGAAGUGGCUAGCAUUGUGCAGAGAUGCUCCAUAAAUAACAAAUUGUCUUACAGAUUUAAAUUGUACAAUGGUCUCAAAUAAGGAAUUAGUCGCAUAGUAGGUAGUAAUAUUAGAGUAACAAAUAAGAGUGCAUUUCAGGAAAUAAUUGAGGGAGAAAUUUCAAAAUUAACUUGGUUAGAGGUUUGCCUUAAAUUAGUCUGUUCAGUGUUUGUUUUGAUGUAGCAAAAGGCUUUUCAGUAUGCCUUCUUUUUAUCUUUCCUGUCUGUUGAGACAUUGGUGUGCUGCUUGAUAAGACAAACCAAUGGCCGUGCACAAGACUUAAUAAAUUUAUUAGAGAAUUUAAAAGCCUCAGAUUUUUUUAUGGAUCUUAACUAGCAUAGUACAGUCAAGAAACAGUUUAUUGCUUUUAUCCAUGGGUUUAUUUAGUGUAUUGAAAGUGCACACAGCCAAGACCAGCUGGCACUUGAAAGUGGUUGAUGUCAGUAGAAGAACUACUACCAAUUAUAAAGUGCCGGCAGCUGAGUAUUAAUAUUAUUGCAGUGUAUACUGUUGUAACCCAAGUCUAAAAAUGAGGUUUAUUCUAUAUUUUACUUUGUAGCCAUUUUUUAACUCAAACUACUUUGUUGUCAAGAUGUAAACCUUAGGGUAUCCAGACCAGUACAGAUUAAACUUGAGGAUCAUGUUUCAGUGUCAUUUUGUGUUGUAAACAAGCAGAGUGUGGAAUUUCUCUUUGUUCUUUGCUAGGCUUUUAUUGUGGUUUAAUAAUAUUUUAAGUAAAUUACCUCCCUAAUGGAAAUUCCUUUGAUCUGCCAGGUUAAUAUUUGGUUCUGUGCCCAGAACAUUAAUUUUAAAAUUAUUUGAUCAUGUAGUCAAUAGCAUAUUCUCAUUUAGAGAUAGAGAGGCUUAUUUAGCUUUACUUUGACUGGAAGAUAGUAAAUAACUCUAUUUAGGGGAAAGAAAAAUAAAUACUGACAAUGAAAAAAGAA
Messenger RNA from Stylophora pistillata, 2930 nucleotides. RefSeq names its product D-inositol 3-phosphate glycosyltransferase-like. The record is from RefSeq and is a predicted model, not a curated record. NCBI's taxonomy places the organism in Eukaryota, Metazoa, Cnidaria, Anthozoa, Scleractinia, Pocilloporidae.